CAGCAGCAUGAGGAGUCGGUACGGGGGCCCAUGGCAGAUUACAGGGCCUGGCAGCAGCAAUGGGAGGCCGUACAGGGACCCAUGACACAAUCUGGACGUGGCAGCAGCAUGGGGAGGCGGUACAGGGGCCCAUGACAGAUUACGGGCCUGGCAGCAGCAUUUGGAGAGGCCCGUAAUCUGCCAGCACCCUAUGUCAAAAAAUUCUACACACCAGCAGUGUGUGAGGAGACCUGAAAGUGGCACAUGGCAGAGUGUGGCGAUGGAGACAGCAGCAAUGGGAGGCCGUACAGGGACCCAUGAGAGACUCUGGACCUGGCAGCAGCAU
This is a messenger RNA of Staurois parvus, 325 nucleotides long. The record is from the annotation of a GenBank genome assembly. Lineage: Eukaryota; Metazoa; Chordata; Amphibia; Anura; Ranidae.